AUGGCGCCGCCGGCCAGCACCGACGAGCCCGCGCGCCACAAGAAGGCCAAGAAAUCCAAGCUCGACAACGAAGAGAAGAAGCAAAAGAAGACGGACAAGGCGCGCGCCGCCACAGAGGGCGCCCCGGUCCCCGACGCCGCCGAGCGCAAGAAGCGCAAGCACAACGACGGGCGCGAGGAGAAGCGGGACGGCAAGAAGUCCAAGAAGGACCGGAAGCCCGGGGAAAGGGAGCGGAAGCCGAGGCAGCCGAGGGGAGGGACGAGAAGGUGA
This is a messenger RNA of Miscanthus lutarioriparius, 270 nucleotides long. Lineage: Eukaryota; Viridiplantae; Streptophyta; Magnoliopsida; Poales; Poaceae. The record is from the annotation of a GenBank genome assembly.